ACCACAGCUUUCGUGAAUGUUAACAGAAGAGACACAUUUUAUCUCGCCUGUCUCGGAAAAUUCACGUAAUCGAUAGAAAAAAUCGAUCAAAAUUAUUUUUUAUUCGAAAACUAUGUGCAGUAUUAUCUAGUCGAUUAGUGUUAAUAGUCUUUUUAUCUCAAACGUUUUAUAGUACAUACGAAUAAAUAAAUUAGUGAAUAUCGAGGACUUUAUUUUGGACUACCAGUUUGAAUAUUUAGUAGAAGUAGCGGGAAGUGAUUUGUUUUCUACCAGGUUUUAAAAAAACUGUGCAAAGUGUCGCGACAAGAGGAAUAUCUUUUCGGGACUAGUCCUCAGAAACCUGUGAAAAUCUCCAGCAUCAAAACGACUCUCAUACCUGAAGAAACCGCCGGGUACGGUGCGGCGUGUGGUAUAUUCAGUCACAUGAAUAUGACAGGAUAUUUGAAAACACCCACCGGACCCCACGGGCAUUUCCCGUCGCAUCCCAGUCUGAGUUCGGGUUUGGCUGGGAUGACUAUGCCGACAUUGGGACCAUUUGGAUUGACACAUCAUCUAGAACCGGCUACUUUCCCUCAAGGCGUGAAUCCUAGAAAGCAGAGAAGGGAAAGAACAACUUUCACACGAGCUCAAUUGGAUGUUUUAGAGGCCCUGUUCGCGAAAACGAGAUAUCCUGACAUUUUCAUGCGGGAAGAGGUAGCCAUGAAAAUAGCUUUACCAGAAUCUCGUGUCCAAGUCUGGUUUAAGAACCGUAGAGCUAAAUGUAGACAACAAUUGCAUCAACAACAUCAGAAAGACUCGAAUAGAAAUAAGACGAACAAAGCUAAUUCCACCAAAGUACCGCCGCCUAUAUCGGUUACUACGAAUAACACAACGGGCGCGGCUGCUGGUUCUCCGAAUAUUCCAGCCCCGACUACAUCAACUUCACCUCCAGUAGUCACCGUUAAAAAAGAAACGUCGCAUGUACAAAAUUAUAAAAACGGCAAUGCCACACCGCUUGGAAGUAACCCUUCUAGUGUUAUAACUACGCCUUCUCCACCUAUAACUCCCGGUAGUAAUCCAGGAAGUAAUCCUCCUGUAAACACAGCUUAUCAUGAAGGUUACAACACUUUCAACUGGCAUACAAAUGGACACAACUCAUCUCCCCAUCAUUAUUAUAGCCAAAGCUACAACCAUCCUUAUUAUACUCAAAUGGAUUAUUUCAAUCAACAGAAUCCACAGAAUCAGGUACAGAUGGGAAAUCACAUGGGAGGUACUUACCAAAUGGGUAACUAUUCUGGUAUGACCAUGCCAGCAACGCAUAACCAAAAUUUCAGCAGUCAAAGACAUCCGACAGACUGUAGUUUGGAUUAUAUGAAUCAAAUUGUUUAGUACAAAUAUGUUAGGACAAUCUGUAUAUAAGUGCAUAUCAACGUGUAAAUAAAAUUAUAAUUACGCGGAUCUAAAACUCUGCAAUGUACAAAAAACCGAAUAUUUUGUAUAUAAUUAUGUAAAUAAUUCAAAUAAUAUGUAUUUGUAAAACUCUAAUUGAAUGAGACUUUUUUUGUAACGGAUGUAAUAAUUAUUCAUUUUAAAAUUAUCAAUUAAAUAACACGAGUAAGUGAAUUUUGAAAAUCUAGCGUAAUAUCACGACAUCCUUAUGAAAAAUUAUCUGGUGUAUAAACAGGGUGUUCGAUUAAUAAAUGGAAAUAUUUCAAUGGUUGAAUUUUGUGCUUGAAAUAUUUAACUUUAAUCUAAAUUAAUUAUUAAAUAAAACUGAAAACUACUUGACGUAGAAACGCCAGAUAAAAGCCUGGACAAAACAAAACUUGAACAAAAGUUAUUUCACUAAUCAAACAAGUGCAAAAGCCUGAAGCUUUCAGAGAAAAAUGAGUAACAAAUUACAAAAAGAAGUAAAUUACUUCGCAGGAACUUUCUUAGCUUCGUAUUUUAUCGCAAAAAUUUUCUAACAAUUACAUAAUUCCGUAAAAAACUAGAGAGUUAAUUUUUUAAAAUUAAAGUAGUUAUAAGUUUCCCUUUAACCAAAGACAGAAGAAGUUUAUUUCUUUCUUUUAUCCACUAGACAGCAGUAAAUAAAAAUAUUAUCUCCACAUGGAUAUUAUGAGAUCGGAUUGUGAGAUUGAAUUACAAAAUUCACCAAAAAAUUUAGCAUGAUCUUGAUUUAAAUAUAGUUUGAGGGCCUAAUAUCAUUUUGAGGGAUUAAACUCGUAUAGUGUAAGUACUAAAAUAGUUUAAUUUGUACAAAACGUUUCCAUCUUUUCUGUCCAUACUACAAUUAACACCAGGUAGUGCUACACAUUUUCUUCUUAGAGACAAAUAAUGUUUCUAAAGUUUCAAUCCGAUUGCACACAAAGUCCAAUAUAAAAAUCCGUCGAAAAUAGUUUCUAGGGGGUUUUCGGGUUACUGAACAUGAGCACGGGGAUGACUGUAAGGUAAUGGAGAAAAUAACCGCCGAGCACGCCCGUAAAACCAACCCUGUCGAAUUCCAAAGACAGAAUUAACCUCAGCAUGCCCGAAAACCGAUUUGUUAGCAAUUUUUCCCAUCGUUUCAUAAGCAAAGUUUUCAAACUUUUGUAUCAGCAUGAUUUUCAAUCCACUUUAGACUGUCCACCAUGGAUCUAUAUCGUAUGGUAGACCAAUGUUGCUUCUACAGCUUUUAUUGACUUGGUCCUUCAGGAAGUUACCACAAAAUUCUUGUUUCCUUUAUUUGGUUGUUAUUAUUAAUCUGGCCUUUAUGUGCAAUUGAUAUUGAAGAACUGCAAAUCACCUUGCCAAUGUUCAACUAUUUUGAACCCUUUAAAACUAGCUAGCCGUCAGCCGUUUUAGUCAUUUUUUGACAUUCUGUUAAUUCGAAUUGAGAUUUCAAGACGAGUUAGAAUUAUUAUCACGGACGGAAACUGUCUCAUCGCAGUUGCUUUUGAUUUAUCACUGAAAACAACGCAAAGGACAAAACGUCGUUAGAUUGAAGCUUGUUUGAUGAGAGGAAAUUGUGAUUGGUUGAAUAACUGUAUGGAUGAAGAUACAUAUCUCCUACUACUUGGUGUCAUCUACUUUGAACAAGCAAAAUACUGAUAUAAGAAAGGCUGUAGUUCAACAUGAGGGGCGAAGUGAAAUAUUGAGAUUUUUGGUGAUCGGGACUACAUAGUGCUCAAGCUUCUUUGAGAAGGUGUUGAACAAAAGAUUAUAUCAUCAUAAUUCUUCGUCGUAUUUUCUGGAAUUCUCCAAUAGACACGUUUAGGCGAUCUCUCUUUCGUUUGAGUUAUGAAUAUGAUGACUUAUUGAUUUAAAACCUACGAAUAGCCUAAGGAACGUUUCGUUUAUAAUUCAAAAUGGUUACAUAACAGAGCCAUAAUAAAUUGUGCUUUGUGCAUAGAUCAGAUAAUCUGUUGUGUGUUUGCGACCACAAAUUAAGAUGUAGUAGACACGUAAGCAAAAGUGGACACGAAUUAGACUGACUACAUCGUGCGAAAGUCGUGAUGUCUCUAAGAAAACACAUUUUGCUCAGGAUUUGUCGGCCUUAGCAAUCUUUAGACGCCUCAAUUAAAUAUUUCUGGCCAUAUCAAAAGACAUAUGACAUAGACGAGUAACCAGAAAAGUCAGUUAAGUGGAUACAAAUACAUUUCGAAUCUCAGAUUAAAACCUUGUAAUUCGGUAAGAUCCACAUUUUUAUUUAAGUGGGUUGGAACUUGAUAUAUAAAAUAAGCGUUUUCGUGGUGGAAUUGUCGCAAAAUUAUACACCAAAGUGUACUAACUCUAAUAUAUUUCCGAGCUUUCGAAUACUUAUAUAAUCAUUUGUAUUCAAGUUAUAAAUCUUCUGUUUCUGAUCCAAUACAUUUUUUGCAUAUUGACCUUUAACCCUCAUUUUUUGAAUUUUGAUAUUAGUGGACGAGUAAUAAAGUCCAAAUUAUCUUUAUCUUGAGAAAUUACAGCUUCAUCUAAAUAGAUUUUCAAUAGUGUUUUGGAUGAGUUGCAGCUUUCUCUACUUCCCUUUGUUACAAUGAAGCUAGAACUGGUUGUUUAUUUUGAUUUUUGAGGAGUUAUCAUGAAGUUUCUGUACUGCCCGAAGCAGAGUUACGUUUUAGGGAAGUUUUUUCAGGCACUUGCCAGAGUUUACUAAGAGAAACGUUGUCUAAGCCUUUUGUUAAGUCAACGAAAAGCAAAUGGGUGUUUCUACCUGUUGCAAUUUUUUUUCUCAGUCAACUGAUUCAGUGUGAAAAUAUGGUGUAUACCUCCACUUUCGAGAGUUAAAAUAUUUCCAGUUAAUAAUUGCACAUCUUAUAUUUUCUUUUUAAAUGUAUGAAAUGAAAAUUCUUCUGCAAAUGUUUGCACAAACGAAUAUAAUUUUAUAAAUAAUUGAAAUUAUGGAAAGUCGAAGUCAAACAUAAAACGAAAAAUGUGUUAACACACAUAUUUUUGUUUUUCUCUUAAUCGGUCUAACGCUAUUGAUUCCUGAAUGAUAAAACUAUCUAACUUUACUCUUUUUUAUUCAUUUUAUUUUAAAUACUAUGUUUUUUGAAUUGAUUCUCCAGGCAAUAUGUACUGCUAACUUGUUUAUUAAUUUUUAUCGUAAUUAUAGCUUAAAUUUUUUUGAUUAUAUAGUUUUAAAUUACGACAGGCGCGGCAUGGAAUAAAAAAGGAGGAAUCAAUACAAAAAAUUUGUAAUUUUUGACACCCUGUAUAUCAGAAACAAUUGUAUAUUGUGAACAUUUGAACAAUUUUGAAUAAUGUAUAUAUACAAAGAUAUUAUUGGCUUCUAAAUUGAACAAAAAUUAUAAAAUGUAUCUAC
Diorhabda sublineata is the source of this 4783-nucleotide messenger RNA. It is a transcript of the gene Otd1, whose product is annotated as homeobox protein OTX2-like. The coding region runs from base 424 to 1368 and encodes 314 amino acids. Gene Ontology annotation, molecular function: RNA polymerase II cis-regulatory region sequence-specific DNA binding; DNA-binding transcription factor activity, RNA polymerase II-specific. The record is from RefSeq and is a predicted model, not a curated record. Gene Ontology annotation, biological process: regulation of transcription by RNA polymerase II. The transcript is spliced from 4 exons. Gene Ontology annotation, cellular component: nucleus. Lineage: Eukaryota; Metazoa; Arthropoda; Insecta; Coleoptera; Chrysomelidae.